AUGAAAAACGAGGUCGAGCAGAAGGCAUUUAUCCGCAACCAAAUCAGCAAACUGAAAACAAAUGAAGAGAGCGAGACAUCGAAACCCACGGCGACUGACGACAAGAAAUCGGAUUGGGAUAGCCUUGAGAAGAGACUCUGCAAGAAGAUCGAUAACUUUUUUGCGCUUCUCGAGGACCGCAUCGAGAAAGAGUUCCAACUCCUUCAACAUCUCAUGAUGGCCAACUAG
Messenger RNA from Fusarium poae, 228 nucleotides. RefSeq lists its product as uncharacterized. The coding region runs from base 1 to 228 and encodes 75 amino acids. The record is from RefSeq and is a predicted model, not a curated record. NCBI's taxonomy places the organism in Eukaryota, Fungi, Ascomycota, Sordariomycetes, Hypocreales, Nectriaceae. The transcript is spliced from 3 exons.